AUGAUAGCGCAAUUCACGGAACAUAAUCAACGGAAAUGGGAUGAACAAUUACCUGAGUUAUCAUUAGCUUUAAAUUCCAGUAAACAGAGUUCUACCAAGUUCAGCCCAGCUUACCUAACACAGGGCAGAGAAUUACGACUCCCUAAUACGGUGUUUAACGAGAAAACGGAAUCAGAGGUCAUAGAAAGCAGUAUGAAUCCAGGCGAAAAGCACACACAUCUUCAAGAAAUCUUUGCCUUUGUCAAAGAUAAUCUCCAUCGCGCAACAAACUCACAGGCAAAAUAUUAUAAUCUGAGAAGACGCGAUUGGUCUCCUCGAAAAGGAGAUUUGGUGUUACUAAAGUCACGAGUUCUGUCAAAAGCAAUAGACUUCUUUGCUGCCAAAUUAGCGCCCAAGUUUGAGGGGCCUUAUGUAGUUACCAAAUAUAUUUCUCCAGUUAUAGUACACCUGGCGGACGUAAAUACCAAGAAAGAUCGAGGGACUGCACAUAUCAAAGACUUGAAACAGUAUCACGCGUAA
Lucilia cuprina (Australian sheep blowfly) is the source of this 519-nucleotide messenger RNA. RefSeq lists its product as uncharacterized. Gene Ontology annotation, molecular function: nucleic acid binding. Lineage: Eukaryota; Metazoa; Arthropoda; Insecta; Diptera; Calliphoridae. The record is from RefSeq and is a predicted model, not a curated record. The coding region runs from base 1 to 519 and encodes 172 amino acids. The transcript has a single exon.